Molecule: messenger RNA, 1005 nt
Organism: Guillardia theta CCMP2712
Lineage: Eukaryota; Cryptophyceae; Pyrenomonadales; Geminigeraceae
Exons: 1
Coding region: 240-959 (239 amino acids)
Source: RefSeq, a predicted model, not a curated record
CCGGUGAGGUGGCAUUUGCAAUGGAGGGAAAAGAAGAAAUGAGAGGAGGAGAGAGGGAGCACUGAAAUCCAGCAAUCAACCCAAAUCUAAACAGCAUACGUAUUGAGGUGGAACCAGAUCAUUAGCAACAGCUGCGUGCAUCGUUUGCGUUUUUUGAUAUAAUCCCUGUGGAAAAACUUGUUCUUGGUGUCAGGUCGGAUUUGGUUUGAGAUCCAACCAAUUAUUUUAAAGCUUGAACCAUGUCGAGGGCAGGGAAGAAAUGCUUGUUUGAAGACGAUGUCCGCCAAUUGCUCGGAAUGCCCAAAAUUGAAGAUCCCAAGGCAGAUACGUCUUUGGAGAAGGCUUACGGCAUGGCCAAUGGGAAAGCAGAUAUAACGAGGCAAAUGAGCAAACUUCAAGCCUCUGACGAGGUCGUAGAAGUGCCUGAUAUUCCUGGAUUUGGGGCGAGAUAUGGAAGGAAGUUUUUGCUGCCAUUCUUACUCCUUCUGCUUCUAGUAGUUGGUGCAGCUUUCCUGACUGGUGCGAUCAUAUCAGCAUCAUCGUCUGCAAAGAAACAACAGCAGGCACUUAGAGGCUCCUCUGCCUAUCACCCGAGGCGAAAUAGACAUGGAAGGUCGAGGCUUCGUGGCAAGAACGAUGAAAAUGACGAUCAAGUCGUGAACAGAGAGAAUUGGAAGGCCUUGCAAGCCAAAGCUGACAGGGAGGCAAGGAAGCGCUCGGCAUCACAUCGCCAACGAGCAGAAAUGCAGGAAGAGUCUGACAUCAGUCAGCAUGGGAAACCUCCUGGUACCAGCUCAAUCAAGAAUGAUCUGGCGAAAUUUGCUUGGAAAGGUCAGACAGGGUGGUCAAGGCAAAACGGAGGUAGUCCUCAUUCGGGGUUGAAAACAGAUGUUCACGUCAACGCUCAAGCAGCGGGGAGGAAGCAAGGUCGAUUUGGAGCUGGAAUAUAUGAUUGGUAGACAUUCUUGUGCUGUACACGACCGUAAAGUGAUUGUAAUACUUCAG